Malassezia vespertilionis is the source of this 759-nucleotide messenger RNA. RefSeq lists its product as uncharacterized. Bases 1 to 759 code for a protein of 252 amino acids. The record is from RefSeq and is a predicted model, not a curated record. Lineage: Eukaryota; Fungi; Basidiomycota; Malasseziomycetes; Malasseziales; Malasseziaceae. Gene Ontology annotation, cellular component: nucleus. The transcript has 6 exons. Gene Ontology annotation, molecular function: protein binding; DNA binding; mRNA binding. Gene Ontology annotation, biological process: mRNA splicing, via spliceosome; maintenance of RNA location.
AUGGCACCAUUUCUCAUUGAUCUCGACUCGGCGAAUGGCAGUACCGUCAACGGCGACGAAAUUCCCAAAUCGCGCUACUUUGAACUUCGCUCCGGCGAUACGUGCCAGUUCGGGGCAAGUGUGCGUGAGUAUGUAUUCCUCGACGAGACAGCAGCGCCCAAGAUUGAAAAAGGCGAGAUGCGGCUCGGUGUGAUUGCUGAAAUUAUGGGACACACGUCGAUGGUUUGGCGCCACUGGGGAUGCACUACAGACCGUGUGCUAAAAAAUGUGAUCGAAGCGAUUGGAGAUGCGCCAGAGCUUGAUGGAUUUGAGACGCUGUACCCCCUGGACCAAAAAAAUGUCAUGGCGGCAUUUAAGCAGGGUCAUCUGCGCGAGGAAGACGUGACUCCAAUUUUGCGCGAACAGCAAGAGGUGCGUGAGGCAAGGCGGGCUGCAAAUGAAGAGGAUGGCAAGUCAUGGGAGCGCAAGCCACGACGGAGCCGCAAGAAGAAGGAUGAGCUCGUGGAUGAGGAUACGAGACAGUCUACCGAUGACGACGAAGACGCGCUUGUCAAUAUAGAUGGGCUUGACGAUAUGCCUGCAAAACGCAAGCGCAAGCCUACACAGCACUAUCGCCCGUCGCCACGCAAAAAGCGGGGUAGGGUGGUCAUGCAGGAAGACACGGAGAGCGAUAUGGACAGCAUCGAAGAUGAAUCUGACGUGACUGAAGAUUCUGCUAGCGACGAUUUUGAAGGCUCUGAUGAAGAUGAAGAUGAGUAG